AUGGCGGCCGGCGCGGUGCUGCGGCUGCGGCACUGCCGCGCCAUCAUCUUCUGCCGCCGCGCGCCCGAGCGCUGCCCCGCCUGCGCGCGCCCGCUGCGCGCCGCCGCGCUCAACGCCGCCCCGGUGCGCGUGCCCGCGCCCUUCGCCCGCGGACACCGGCAGCCGCGCGCCUUCCUGCUGCGGCCCGCGCGAGGCUCCUUCCUGGGAGAGUACGACGGGAGAUCAGACCUUCACGUGGGGAUCAGCAACAGCAACGGUGUGGUGUAUAACUACGACCAGGAGGGCAUUCACAGAGAUGCAGCUGGAUGGGACGAGUGCAUCAGCGUCCCGCUGGUGCAGCCAGACAUGUUUGCGCUCCUGCAGCAGUGGGAUGAGCUCCUAGAGGACUUCUCUGUGGGAGAGGCUUGGCUUCCUCACAGGUAUGAUGAGCAUGAGCACAACUGCUACACCUACGCCCUGGGAUUCAUUAACAGUGUCCUGACUGCACAAGGGAAACAGCAGAUGACUAAGAGUGAAUUCACAGAGAAGUUUGUGAUACCCCAGACAAAGAGAGCUUCCAAAUACAUCACUCUGCACCGGGAGCUAACAGCUAAUGAGUUCUACAUCGUACCCCUUCCUGCUCAAGAAGAACAGUGUUGAACAUGGCAAGUGGCUAUACUAAAACAUGGAGCAGGGAAAGGAGGUCUUACACACUCCACAUCUCAGGGUUUAAGAUGAUGCAUGACCUACUGAUGUGUUUAAAAACACAACCAACUCGACCUGUUAAGCUGCACAUCAUGGGAGGAGCAGAGAUGAAGUUGUGCACUAUAAGGAAACACUAUGUGCAAGCCACAGGAGAUUUCCAUGGGAACUGUUCCUCUGGCAGAAUGUUCCCCCAUGUGUAUCCACUCCAGGCUCUGUUCUGCCAAGGCAUUUCAUACUGGAAAUCACAACUUCUGUGUAAUUAAGGGUUUUAACAAAUGAACUGGGGCCACUUAAGCUGCAGCAAACCAAAAUGUUUUCUUUUUCCUCUCACAUUUGUUUACUGUUGGUUAAAAAAGAGGGAACUGGUGCUUGUGUGCUGCUGAAACCCAAAGUCUGUGGCUUAAUGCAGUCACCACAUACAUUAUUUUCCUUUCAUCACCAAUAAAU
Messenger RNA from Colius striatus (speckled mousebird), 1131 nucleotides. It is a transcript of the gene MKRN2OS, whose product is annotated as MKRN2 opposite strand. The coding region runs from base 1 to 639 and encodes 212 amino acids. The record is from RefSeq and is a predicted model, not a curated record. NCBI's taxonomy places the organism in Eukaryota, Metazoa, Chordata, Aves, Coliiformes, Coliidae. The transcript is spliced from 4 exons.